CAACGAAAUAGCAGCAACCAGACAAAAAUGAAUUUGAGCUUAAAAGCAUAAUUUAUCGAUUCAAAGCAUAAAAUUACACGAUUUUGGGAGCAAACUCACUGGAAAACUCUUAGAUUUUGGGAGCACCCCCACGGUGGCAGAAACUAGCAGAGGAGUGAAAGAACUAACAGUGGGAAGAGAUGGAGAAAGAAAAUCGGAGGGAAGGGGUCAUCGUCAUCGUCGAAGACCAAAACGACAAUAAAUUAGCAUAUGCUUCUGACGAUUUCAGAACUGACACUUUUCCUAUUCCAUAACUGGCACACAGGCCCACUGAUAUUACGUGACGUUUUAUGUGUUUUCGGGUAUUGGACUCGUACUGACCUGUUAAUUGCAGGUUCAUAGAAAUUCUUUUGUUUUCUAUACGGGUUCCUGACCCGAAUAGUCAAAUACCAGAACAGCGCGAAAACCUUCCCUUUUGGUUUACACUACAAUUCCUACUUGCUGGUUUGCGACUGUGAUUUUAGCGAAGAAAAUGCAAGACUCAACCGAGUCAAGCAACGAGUCUUUCAAAAUCGGCCAGCGGGUCCACUCAACUAGCGAUCGUCGCCGAAUUGGGACGGUAAAGUACGUUGGACCCUUGCAGGGCCAUCCGGGUACAUGGGUCGGGGUUGAUUGGGACAAUGGAGAAGGCAAGCACGACGGAUCCGUCAACGGCGUCCGUUACUUCCAUUCGAGAUUGGAACGGUCAGGAUCCUUUGUUCGAACCCAAAAUUUAAGUCCGGGCAUUUCUUUCCUUGAAGCUCUCCAUAUCAGGUACAGAAGCGAGUCCACUAAGGAAGAAGAAGAUGAAAUGUAUGUGCUUUCAUCUAGUAACAAACGGGUAUCAGUUGAACUUGUGGGUAAAGAGAAAAUUCAAGAUAAGCUAAGUAGAUUUGAAGAACUGAAGGGUGCUUCACUACCUUAUUUGGGUGUUAGCACUACUGGAAAUCCAACUGAUAUUAGCAAUUUGGUUCCCAAUCUGAAGGAGUUGGACUUGACAGGAAAUUUACUUUCGGAAUGGAAGGACGUUGGUACCAUGUGUGAGCAUCUACCAGCUCUUUCAGCUCUCAAUUUGUCUAAUAAUAUAAUGUCACAGAGCAUUACUGGGCUACCCCAACUGAAAAACAUCCGUGUUUUAGUUCUAAACAAUUCUGGCAUAAAUUGGACACAGGUUGAAGUUCUUAAUCAUUUAUUACCAGUGAUUGAGGAGCUACAUUUGAUGGGGAACGGCAUAUGCACAAUAACGUCAACAGCUUCAUCAAUUGUUCAAGGAUUUGAUUCUUUACGGCUUCUAAAUUUGGAAGAUAAUUUGAUAGCUGAAUGGAAUGAAAUCUUAAAGCUUUCACUGUUAAAAAGUUUGGAGCAGCUUCAUUUGAAUAAAAACAAUUUGAAACGUAUCUUCUACCCGGGUGCUGAUAUAAUGGAUAAAUUACUAGGUGGAUCUGAAUCUCAUUUGAAAACGCCUUUUCAAAGUUUGCAUUGCCUUCUUCUGGGGGCUAACAAACUUGAGGAUCUAGCAUCAAUUGACUCGCUGAACUCAUUCCCGAAAUUGGUGGAUAUCAGACUUUCUGAAAAUCCAAUAACUGAUACUGGAAGAGGUGGUAUCCCAAGAUUUGUUUUGAUUGCACGGUUAUCCAAAGUUGAAAUACUAAAUGGAAGUGAGGUAAGCCCUCGCGAAAGGAAGGACUCUGAGAUUCGAUAUGUCCGCUUAGUUAUGUCAAGGUUACAUGAAAAUCCAGAUGAAAUCAAAGAGCAUCCCAGGUUUGCUGAGCUGAAGGCUUUUCAUGGCAUUGAAGGUGAAAGGCCAUCAGUUGGAACAUCAGGCCCUCAAAAAAUGGCAUCCAGUCUUCUAUCUAUCACCCUGAAAUGCGUUGGUGCAUCCAUUGGUGAGAAACCAUUGUUAACAAAGAAAUUGCCAGCCACUACAACGGUUGGCAAGCUAAAAAUUCUGUGUGAAAGCUUUUUCAAUCUCAAGUCUAUCAAACCCAAAUUAUUUCUUCAAGAAGAGGGCUCCCCUCUACCUUUGCUGUUGGAUGAUGAAAUGGCAACUUUGAUGGACGUUGGAAUUGGCAAUGAUUCAACCAUUCUCGUGGAUGAAGAGAGUUGAUACGCAAAUACUAACGAGCUCAAUGUAAUCUGUUGCAAACUGAAUGCUGUUUUAGAUUUGCUGGAGUUACACUUCUCAUGCAUGCUGGUGACACAAAAGAUAAUUCGGCCAUGUCUCUCUAUUUUCCCCGCAGAUGAUGGCAGUAGUUUUAUUGUCAAAAUUAAAAUAUUCUCCUGAUCUGAGACAACACCAGUUUUUAAUUAAUGCCUGGGAGGAACAAGUCGCAACCAGUUUUUGAUCGAUAACCGUUUGAUUUUAUGGAAUAACUUUCUUGAAAAAUAUUCUUCAAGUUACAAAUGGAUUCAUUGUCUAUUGUUUUAUAGUAGUAGUAGUUUUAGAAUUACUUGAAAAUUCUAAAAAUUUGUAAUUUAUGGAACUAUAAAAGGUUCAUCUUUUUCUUUUUAAUAA
Molecule: messenger RNA, 2533 nt
Organism: Jatropha curcas
Lineage: Eukaryota; Viridiplantae; Streptophyta; Magnoliopsida; Malpighiales; Euphorbiaceae
Gene: PFI
Product: tubulin folding cofactor E / Pfifferling (PFI)
Molecular function (GO): protein binding
Source: RefSeq, a predicted model, not a curated record